AGCUCUUGUACUCGUAUGGUUUGCUCCAAGGAAGGUCCAGGCCUAACGUGUAUCUGUGUACCCUUUUUCUGUGUUUUGACUUCAGACACUCAGUUUUGCCUGAUUUCUGUAUGUUGUCCUCUCCUGUACGCCUCAUUCCCAGAACAAUCCGGCUUGUUCAUUCCCCGAUCUGCAAUUUUUCCCGUUCCUUCAUGGAUUUGAAGGUGCUCCUUUCCUCCUUGAAUGACUUUGCAUCCCUCUCACUUGCUGAGAGUUGGGACAAUGUUGGAUUACUGGUGGAACCAAGCCCACCGCACACUGUACACACACUCUUCCUUACCAAUGACUUGACGGAGGAAGUAAUGGAGGAGGCGCUGCAAAAGAAGGCGGAUCUCAUUCUCUCCUACCAUCCACCUAUUUUCCGACCCUUAAAGCACAUAACCUGGAAAACCUGGAAGGAGCGCCUGGUGAUCCGGGCUCUGGAAAACAGAGUCGGUAUUUACUCUCCUCACACAGCCUAUGAUGCUGCACCCCAGGGAGUCAACAGCUGGUUGGCUAAAGGGCUUGGAGUUUGCACCUCCAGGCCCAUACAUCCUUCCAAAGCUCCCAACUACCCCACAGCAGGGACACAUAGAGUAGAAUUCAGUGUUAACUGCACCGAAGACCUGGACAAAGUCAUUUCUGCAGUGAAAGAAAUUGCAGAUGUUUCUAUCACUUCUUUUCCUACUAGGACUGAUGAUGAAGAACAAACACGGAUUAGUCUGAAUUGCAGUCAGGAGGCUUUGAUACAGGUGGUGGCUUUUCUUUGCCAGAGCAGACAGUUCUAUCAGAAGACCGAAAUUCUGUCACUGGAGAAGCCUCUGCUUCUACAUACUGGAAUGGGACGGUUAUGCACACUGGAUGAAUCUGUUUCCUUGGCAACCAUGAUUGAGCGGAUCAAAAGGCACCUUAAACUAUCUCAUGUUCGCCUUGCUCUUGGGGUAGGAAGGACCUUAGAGUCUCCAGUCAAAGUUGUGGCCCUGUGUGCUGGUUCUGGGAGCACGGUGCUGCAGGGGAUGGAGGCCGACCUUUACCUCACAGGUGAGAUGUCCCAUCAUGAUGUUCUGGAUGCUGCGUCCCAAGGAAUAAAUGUCAUCCUCUGUGAACAUAGCAACACUGAACGAGGCUUUCUUUCUGAUCUUCGAGAUAUGCUGGGUGCUCACUUGGAGAAUAAGAUUAAUAUUAUCCUGUCAGAGACAGACAGGGACCCUCUUCAUGUGGUAUAAAGCAUAUAGGAAUAACAGGAUGACAGUCUGCGAAUUGAUUGCCUCCCAACUUGAGUGCAUAACAUGAAUCAGUGGAGUUAGAAUCCUCCCGGAAGAAUGUCUUAGAAUGUACAUUAUUUCUGGUUUGUAAAUCUGCUUCACCAAAUGUUCUGUAGCUCAUAUGGUAAAAACCAUAACAUAACUACCAUUCAAGAACAAGUAUUCAUUAUAAGAUGAAUUAAGAUGAUUAUACAAUGUAAAGCACAUAUUCAUUAUAAACUCCAGGCGA
Molecule: messenger RNA, 1512 nt
Organism: Odobenus rosmarus divergens (Pacific walrus)
Lineage: Eukaryota; Metazoa; Chordata; Mammalia; Carnivora; Odobenidae
Gene: NIF3L1
Product: NIF3 NGG1 interacting factor 3-like 1 (S. cerevisiae)
Exons: 6
Coding region: 111-1244 (377 amino acids)
Cellular component (GO): cytoplasm; mitochondrion
Source: RefSeq, a predicted model, not a curated record